AUGGCGUCCUCCAAUGCGACAAGCUACAAGCAGCUCAAGGAGGACUUCGUCUCCGGUCUGUCAGGCGGUUCCGUGUCCGAGAUCAAUUACGUGGCUUCGGUAGCUUCAAUUGCGAUUGUACUUUGGUCCGUUCUCCAAAGCCGGCAGUCCUUCUUCAAACCUUAUACGCCGCUAUCCUUUGCCGCCGACUUCGUUCUAAAUGUUUGCGCCAUCCUCCUCGCCAUAACGCUGUACUCCUCGACGCCCCUUAUCCUUUAUGGUUUGAUUCUUGCCCCGGCGCUGGUUGUCUACGCUCUCCCAGCGAAUUCCCACGAUCAUAAAAAGAAGCCCAAACUGCCGCCCAGCGCCACAUCCAGAGCCAACGAUGGAGGAAAUGCAGGACUGGGACUGCUAUCUAUCAAGCCCUUCCUCACGCAUUACCGCGGCUCCAUGCUAGUGGCUACAUGCCUAGCGAUCCUUGCCGUCGACUUCAGGCUCUUUCCUCGCCGGUUCGCCAAAGUCGAAACAUGGGGCACCUCUUUUAUGGACGUUGGCGUCGGGUCCUUUGUCUUCAGCGCCGGGGUAGUAGCGGCGCGGCCAGUGCUGAAAGAGCGAGCCGAGGGCCGUACAAUGCCGUUACCCCAAAGAUUGUUGUACUCCAUGAGACAUUCCAUGCCACUCCUCGUGCUGGGCGUGGUCCGAUUGUUGAGUGUCAAGGGUCUGGACUACGCCGAGCAUGUGACUGAGUACGGCGUGCAUUGGAACUUCUUCUUUACCCUGGGUCUUCUUCCGCCCUUUGUGGCGAUAUUCCAAUCGGCGCUGAAGGUAGUGCCUAGCUUCGCCACACUCACCAUCCUCUUGGGCGUGGGGUACCAGGUCCUGUUGGAGAGCACAAGCUUGAAAGCUUUCAUCCUUCUUGCGCCACGAACGGACCUCAUUUCAAAAAAUAGGGAAGGCAUCUGCAGUUUCGUGGGAUACGUGGCCAUCUUCUUGGCUGGUCAGGACGCAGGCAUGUACAUGUUGCCUCGCCGCAUCAACCCCAAUCGCACGACGACUCCAGGGACGCAGCGCAACACGCUGCUGCUUGUCAUGUUUGUCUGGACCAGCAUCUGGUCUUUCUUGUACGUUGCGGUCACGAAUCCUGUCUACGGCGCUGGCCUCGACGUAUCGCGCCGGUUGGCGAACCUACCAUAUGUAUUGUGGAUUGUGGCGUUCAAUAAUGCGUCGAUCCUGGCGCAUUGUCUGAUAGACACCAUCUUCUUCCCCGCAUUCUACAAUGCGACGGAUGCGAGGAGUGAAAAGGAGGCAUAUGAGACGGCCACAAGCCGGGUUCUAAGGGCCUAUAACCGGAACGGGUUGGCUGUGUUCCUGUUGGCGAAUUUAUUGACCGGUUUGGUCAAUAUGACGGUUCCGACGUUGGAUGUUGGGCCAGUGCCGACCAUGGGCAUCUUGGUUGGCUAUGCGGCAGUGCUCACGGGUGUUGCUGUUGGUUUGGAUGCGUACGAUAUCUCGAUAAAAUUGUAG
This is a messenger RNA of Pseudomassariella vexata, 1503 nucleotides long. Its product is annotated as GWT1-domain-containing protein. Bases 1 to 1503 code for a protein of 500 amino acids. Gene Ontology annotation, cellular component: endoplasmic reticulum; membrane. The record is from RefSeq and is a predicted model, not a curated record. Lineage: Eukaryota; Fungi; Ascomycota; Sordariomycetes; Amphisphaeriales; Pseudomassariaceae. Gene Ontology annotation, biological process: protein localization to plasma membrane; GPI anchor biosynthetic process. Gene Ontology annotation, molecular function: glucosaminyl-phosphatidylinositol O-acyltransferase activity. The transcript has 2 exons.